AUGCGACUCCAAAAAGUCACCUCCCUCCCGCCGCAAGCGGAGCGAGUCUGGCAAGUCGCAAUUCAUCCAACCCUCCCCCUCGUGGCCACCGCCUCGUCCGACAAAACUGCCCGUGUAAUCUCACUACAAACCUACAACUCUCUCUCAACAAUUGAAGGUGGACACAAGCGCUCUAUCCGGAGUGUCGCCUGGAAACCCGGCCUUACGGGCGAAUCCGUUCUCUGCACUGGCUCCUUCGACGCAACGAUCGGUAUCUGGCGGCGGUAUGAACAUGACCUAGACGCUGGCAAUGGUCAAGGAGGAGAUGAGGAAGAGGAGGAAUGGAGAUUUGCUCUUGUAUUGGACGGUCACGAGAGUGAGGUUAAGAGUGUCGCCUGGAGUGCCGGUGGAAAUUUCCUGGCUACUUGUAGCCGUGACAAGACUGUCUGGAUUUGGGAGGAGAUUGACGAGGAUAACUUUGAGACGUUGGAGGUUAUGCAGGAGCAUACCCAAGAUGUCAAAUGUGUGACUUGGCAUCCUGAGGAAGUCCUGCUUGCGUCUUCUUCCUAUGACAAUACUAUUAGACUAUAUCGGGAAGGUUCUGAAGACUGGGUUUGCUGUUCGCUAUUGGAGGGCCAUAUAGCUACCGUUUGGACUGUCGAGUUUGAAAAGCCUUCAUCUCCGAGAUAUCGCGAAGAGUGGGGCUCCCGGCUUGCUAGUUGUUCGGACGACCUAUCAAUAAAGGUUUGGACUCGGAUAUCGAGAUCUGGUUCCGCGGCCGAAGCAAAGAAAGCCCCACCGAGUAUUCUACGUGGAGAGUCGAUCGAAGAGAAUUGGGCCGAGACCUCUACGCUUCCUCAGGUUCAUACACGAGCGGUAUACAAGAUUUCCUGGAGUUCAAAGAGUGGAAGGAUAGUGAGUUGUGGUAGCGACGGAAGGAUAGUUGUUUACGAGGAGAUAUCCACCGUUGAUACUGAAAUGGUCGAGAGUGAUGAGAGGAAGCCACCAAAGACAGAGUGGAAGGUAGUGGCGGAGGUUGGAGGCGCUCACGGCGUAUUCGAGGUCAACUGCGUGCAAUGGAGUAAACGGUGGGACAAAGACACAAAAGGCGAGAACGACGAAGUUAUCGUCAGCUGUGGAGAUGAUGGGGUCGUGAGUAUUUGGGAGUUGGCAAAUACAUAAGUUUCUUGUCUAAAGGUUCUGAUAGAUUAUAAACAUAAUUUUGUCAAACUGAGUAUUGUUACUACCGG
Tuber melanosporum (Perigord truffle) is the source of this 1229-nucleotide messenger RNA. RefSeq lists its product as uncharacterized. Gene Ontology annotation, biological process: iron-sulfur cluster assembly. NCBI's taxonomy places the organism in Eukaryota, Fungi, Ascomycota, Pezizomycetes, Pezizales, Tuberaceae. The transcript has a single exon. Gene Ontology annotation, cellular component: cytosolic [4Fe-4S] assembly targeting complex. Gene Ontology annotation, molecular function: protein binding. The record is from RefSeq and is a predicted model, not a curated record. The coding region runs from base 1 to 1161 and encodes 386 amino acids.